CGUCCAUGCAGUAUUAGUCGCCUACACAACAUCUUUGAAUGAACAUGUGGUUCGUUGUGCUGAUGAUCGUCUUUGCCAGUGCCCAGUCCACAGCGCAGAACUCCACGACUUAUCUGCACAUCGACCAGUCCACUGGACAGACUCUUACAUGUUCGAGAUGUGAGCCCGGUUAUCGACUUCUUGACCAUUGUACUGCCACCCAGCCUACAAAGUGUAUGCAGUGCCAAAACGGUCUUUAUACUGAGUGUUGGAACUACGUCCCCGACUGCCUUAUAUGCGACACUUGCUACGAAAACCAAGUAAUCUCACAGCCGUGUUCGCCUUCUCAAAACACCAAGUGCGCUUGUAAAGAGGGUUACUUUUGGAAUACUUACUACUGCAAAAGACACAAAAUGUGUCCUUCUGGACACGGUGUUAAGACGAAAGGCACAUCAUAUGAAGAUACUGAAUGUGUCCUUUGUCCAAGUGGAUCUUACGCAGUUGGAAAACUAGGGCAUGCUACUUGUGAAGUACACACCAAGUGUGAAUUAAAGGGAUGUAAAACCGUACUGAAGGGGACGAUUUGGCAUGAUAAUAUCUGCGUUUGUUGUGAUUCCAUCCAUGAAGAUGGGGUUGAAUACCUUCGUAGCAUCCUUCCUGAUUUCUUCAUCCAUAACAACUUGAUUAAAAAUAAACGACUAGCAAGGAUGUUCCAAAAAUCAAACAAGAGAUUCCGCAUAAAGAGGAACAGAAGACCUGAAAUGAAUGACCCUCUUGUGCACAUCAUGGCUUGGGUCAGCAAAGCUAGUGUGCAGGAUCUUAGAAAAUUGCCAGAGAUGCUUGAAAAAGUGAAUAUUUACCAUGCAGCUGAAAAACUUGACCGUAAAAUGACAAGACUAGAUAAAGAAGUGAAAACAUGCAUUGGGUCAAAAACGAACACAAUAGACAUGCAUUGACCUGAACACGAGGCCUUUUUACAUGUAUGCAAGUUAGUAAUGGUUUUAUACUGUGUGUAUUUAUUCUAUUUUUAUAUCAUUCAUAGAAACGGGAACUUAAUCAUAUGAAUGAUUUCUUGUGUAAAAUAUGUUAGCAAAUUAACUUUAAUCACAAUACAUUAAUAAAGCACU
Molecule: messenger RNA, 1106 nt
Organism: Alosa alosa (allis shad)
Lineage: Eukaryota; Metazoa; Chordata; Actinopteri; Clupeiformes; Clupeidae
Product: tumor necrosis factor receptor superfamily member 11B-like
Exons: 4
Coding region: 39-935 (298 amino acids)
Molecular function (GO): protein binding
Source: RefSeq, a predicted model, not a curated record